AUGCUCGAUGGAGCAUGCCAUCAGCUUUUUAGUCUGCUUCCAAGCGAUGCACAGCAGCAAUUUGACCAACAGCUCCGUCACAUUCUCAAGUCAACUGACGUCGGGAAAGAUGCAAUGCUGUUGCUCUGGUGCUUCGGCAUCGUUUUGCUCAUAGAGUACCCUGAAGCAUCCCACCUUCGUCAAACGUGCCCGCCCAAUCAUAUUGUAUCUACACAAGGCACAAAAAAGAAUUGGACGACAGCUUCGGGGCAGAAGUUGUUCUUCGGAUCAAUGAGCUUGUACAGGACCAUUUCCCUUGCAAGUCUCAGUGUCGUCUGGGCCAUCAAAGGUGGUGUGGGUGUGUCUGACGAAGAUGCCAUCCAUGGCAUCCGCAUUGCCUCGCGAGUAUUACGAGUCAUCGACCAAAAUGUACGCGAGAACUGGCCAAAAUCCGAUGCUCGCGCCAAAGGAACUUUUCUCAAGCUCAUUGAGAAAAUCGAGCGCCUAGAUGCGAACUCAGCCAUCUUUUUCGAAGCAGCAGGGUUUCACGCGUUGAUCAUCGGAACAACAGGUGUGCAAUCUGAUGCUGUGACGCAGUGUGAGCCUUCUCUAGCACGUAUCAUCUCCUCCAUGGAUCACAAAUGCGACCUGCAAGAGUCAGUUUCAGAGUGUCUCCCAGCUUUUGCUGUAAGUGCGAGGAAUGGCUUACAACUUGACAUACUGAACCAUCACAGGACCGCCUUCAACCAAUCACUAUACAGAAAAUCUAUACACGUGUACUCGAGACCUGCAUGUUGA
Plenodomus lingam JN3 is the source of this 777-nucleotide messenger RNA. NCBI's taxonomy places the organism in Eukaryota, Fungi, Ascomycota, Dothideomycetes, Pleosporales, Leptosphaeriaceae. The record is from RefSeq and is a predicted model, not a curated record.